GUAACGGGCUGUAGUGCUCUUUGUGUGUAUGUGGUAGUGUUGGAGCGGAGAGCCUCUAUGCCCAUCGGAGUCUCCCUCUGCUCUGAAGUUCACUCCGCCCCCGCAUGCUUCAGGCUGCCGGCGCUGUGCAGUUCUCCUCUCCUCCUCUCAUCUGCCUCUCCAAAUUCAGCGCGCUCCACUUCUCCUCUCUCUAGCCGUGUGCCUGCGUACACACGGACCUACCGACCGCGUAAACACGCUUUUAUCUCUCAAUAGACGGACAAUAAGGACACAGAUGUCUCCACUAUUCACAUUAGGAGCGUUUCCGCACUGAACUGAAUUACCGGUACAUUCAUCACGCCUUCGAUUUGUCACCAUUUUUAAAUGAAAAAAAUGACAUUGGCGUGGAAUUGUGGUGGACGGUUUUACUUGAAAGUGUGGACGUGCUUUUUCAGCCUUGCAGUGCUCAGGACUCUCUCUAUACCUGCUAAUGAAGUGAAUUUACUGGACUCUCGCUCUGUCAUGGGGGACCUUGGGUGGAUCGCCUACCCAAAGAAUGGAUGGGAGGAGAUAGGUGAGGUGGAUGAGAACUAUGCUCCGAUCCACACGUACCAGGUGUGUAAAGUGAUGGAACACAACCAGAACAACUGGCUCCAGACCAACCUCAUCCUCAACGAAGGGGCUCAGAGGGUGUUCGUGGAGCUACAGUUCACCCUGAGGGACUGUAACAGCCUUCCGGGUGGCGUGGGUACCUGCAAGGAGACCUUCAACAUGUACUACUAUGAGUCUAACGAUGAGGAGGGGAGGAACCUCAGGGAGAGCCAGUACUCUAAGGUAGACACCAUCGCUGCUGACGAGAGCUUUACGGAGUUAGACCUGGGUGACAGAGUGAUGAAGCUGAAUACAGAGGUUAGGGAUCUGGGACCGUUGAUGAAGAAGGGGUUCUACCUGGCGUUUCAGGACCUGGGAGCCUGUAUAGCGUUGGUCUCUGUCAGGGUGUUCUAUAAGAAGUGUCCCUUCAUAGUGAGGAACCUAGCUCAGUUCCAGGACACUAUUACAGGGUCGGACUCCUCCCAGCUGCUGGAGGUGGCAGGAGAAUGUGUUAACAACUCGGUGGCGGAGGACCUACCCAGGAUGCACUGCAGCGCAGAGGGGGAGUGGCUAGUGCCCAUCGGGAAGUGUGUGUGCCAGGCGGGGUUUGAGGAAGUGAAUGACAGUUGUCAAGUCUGCAGAGCGGGUUUCUUCCGAUCGGUGCUUCAGACCCCUGCCUGCAGUAAAUGUCCUCCUCACAGCUUCACCAGAGUCCAGGGUUCCGUAGCCUGUACCUGUGAGGAGGGAUACUACAGGAGAAACAGUGACCCGCCCAACAUGGCCUGUACACGACCGCCUUCUGCUCCUCGUAACGCCAUUUCCAACGUAAACGAGACGUCGGUCUUCCUGGAAUGGGCGGUUCCCGAGGAGACUGGCGGCAGGAAGGAUGUCAGCUAUAACAUCCUGUGUCGUAAGAUCAGCGUUGACAGCAGACACUAUGAGGAGUGUGACAGCACGGUGCGGUUCCUGCCCCAACGUAACAGUCUCAGGAACAACUCCGUGAUGGUGGCAGACCUUCUGGCUCACACUAACUACACGUUCGAGGUGGAGGCCGUCAACGGAGUGUCUGAGCUCACCAACCCCGGACGACAGUUUGUCUCUCUCAACGUCACCACCAACCAGGCAGCCCCGUCUCCUGUGAGUGUGGUGAGGAAAGGGAAUUCUGGGAAGAACAGCAUCUCUGUGUUGUGGCAGGAGCCAGACAGACCCAACGGGAUAAUCCUGGAGUACGAGAUCAAAUACUUUGAGAAGGACCAGGAAACCAGCUACACCAUCAUCAAGUGCAAGGAAACCGAACUUCUCGCUGAUGGGCUGAAGCCAUCGUCAGUCUACAUAUUCCAGAUCAGAGCCAGGACAUCAGCCGGGUACGGAGGAUUCAGCCGGCGCUUCGAGUUUAAGACCAGCCCCUACUUCGCUGCAUCCAGUGACCAGUCUCAGGUCCCCAUCGUCGCUGUAGCCAUCACUGUCGGGGUUAUACUACUGGCCCUGGUGACUGGCUUACUGCUUAGUGGAAGGCGGUGUGGCUACAGCAAGGCCAAGCAGGAACCUGAUGAAGAGAAGAUACACUUCCACAACGGCCACAUUAUGUACCCGGGGGUGCGUACAUAUAUCGAUCCCCACACCUACGAGGACCCCAACCAGGCCGUCCAUGAGUUCGCCAAGGAGAUCGAUGUUUCCUGCAUCACAAUUGAGAGAGUCAUUGGAGCUGGUGAGUUUGGGGAGGUGUGCAGCGGCCCCCUCCGCCUGCCUGGUAAGAAGGAGUUCCCAGUAGCCAUUAAGACCCUGAAGGCAGGUUACACAGAACGACAAAGGCGGGACUUCCUAGGGGAGGCGUCCAUCAUGGGACAGUUUGAUCAUCCAAACAUUAUCCACCUGGAAGGCGUGGUCACCAAGACAAAACCUGUGAUGAUCAUCACGGAGUACAUGGAGAACGGAUCACUGGACACCUUCCUCAAGAAGAACGACAGCCAGUUCACAGUGAUCCAGCUGGUUGGGAUGCUGCGUGGUAUGGCCUCAGGCAUGCGCUACCUGUCAGACAUUGGAUACGUGCACCGGGACCUGGCAGCACGUAACAUCCUGGUCAACAGCAACCUGGUGUGUAAGGUGUCUGACUUUGGCCUGUCCAGAGUCCUGGAGGAUGAUGCUGAGGCUGCAUAUACGACCAGGGGCGGUAAAAUCCCGAUCCGCUGGACAGCUCCAGAAGCAAUAGCGUUUAGGAAGUUCACCUCCGCCUCUGACGUGUGGAGCUACGGCAUCGCCAUGUGGGAAGUGAUGUCAUACGGAGAGAGACCCUACUGGGAGAUGAGUAACCAGGAUGUUAUUAAGGCAGUUGAGGAGAGCUACCGUCUCCCUGGCCCUAUGGACUGUCCUGUCGUUCUGUACCACCUGAUGAUGGCCUGCUGGCAGAAGGACAGGAACAGCAGACCCAAGUUUGAGGAGAUCGUCUGUCUGCUAGACAAACUGAUACGCAACCCCAGCAGUCUCAAAGCCCUGGUCAACUCAUCACACAGGGUGUCUAAUCUAGUGGAGCCCGGCAGUGUGGACUCGGAGGCCAGCGUUUCUGCGUCAGUAGCCCUGAGGGAGGCCGCUGGGUACCAGCCUGGAGGCCUGAGGGAGACCGCUGGGUACCAGCCUGGAGGCCUGAGGGAGGCCAGUGGGUACCAGUCUAUAGAGGAGUGGCUGAAUGGGAUUAAGAUGGGUCGCUACGUGGAGCUUUUCAUGGACAGUGGAUACACCUCAGUGGAAGUGGCCUCCCACAUGACCCUGGAUGAUCUGAGGAGGGUUGGAGUAAACCUGGCUGGACAUCAGAAGAAGAUAAUCAACAGCAUCCAGGAGAUGAGAGUCAGCCUGGUGAAUAAUACUAUACCCAUCUGACCUCUAACCCCUUACCCUACAGCCAGAUGUACAGUAUGGACCAAUCUGACCUUUGAACCUAGGGUCAGACAUGAUGAACUUUACAGUACCAAUCUGACCUUUGAACCUAAGGUCAGACAUGAUGAACUUUACAGGACCAAUCUGACCUUUGAACCUAGGGUCAGACAUGAUGAACUUUACAGUACCAAUCGGACCACUGAUAAAGGCCAGAGGUAUGAACUUUACAGGACCAAUCGGACCCUACUCCCAACAGGCAGACAGAUAGACAUGUGGAUCUAGUGGCCUGGAACUUUCUAUGAACAUAUGAACAUGAUGUAUUUAUUGACUGCAACAAACUGAAACACAACGGGACAUGACUUGAUGAACUGAGGAACACCGAAGAGCACUUGGUGUUGAACAGUGUUGUGUCUUUGUGACCUGAACACCUCUACUGGGUGAAGUGAGAGGAGCAGACUCUGUGUAGUUAAGUACUCUCAGGGAUGGAAGUCACUGGCCGAGGCGGGCUAGUAAACAGUGAAUUAUACAAAGCCCGGGUAACAUUCGGUUCCGAAAUCUGUGCUAGGAAAUGUUUUAAAAGACCAUCGUGUUUGGCACAUGUUCUCCUAGUCCAGUCUGAAGAGCACUAGCUCGGUACUCUUCCUGGAUGGGACUCAGACAUGGGAGUCAGUCUCUUGGCUGAAUGUAUGGCACUUCAGAAACUCCAGCAGCUUACACACACAGUCUAUUACCUCUAGACAGCCAACCUACAUUACUUCAACAUCAUCAACAGUAAUACAGAGAAUAACUUUCAGCACUUUUACUGAACUCAUAGAUGUCCUACAGAACCCACAGAUGUCCUACAGAACCCAUAGAUGUCUUACAGAACCCAUAGAUAUCCUACAGAUCCCACAGAUGUCCUACAGAACCCAUAGAUAUCCUACAGAACCCACAGAUGUCCCACAGAACCCAUUGAUAUCCUACAGAACCCACAAAUGUCCUACAGAACCCAUAGAUAUCCUACAGAACCCACAGAUGUCCUACAGAACCCACAGAUGUCCUACAGAACCCAUAGAUAUCAUACAGAACCCACAGAUGUCCUACAGAACCCACAGAUGUCCUACAGAACCCAUCGAUAUCCUACAGAACCCACAGAUGUCCUACAGAACCCACAGAUGUCCUACAGAACCCACAGAUGUCCUACAGAACCCAUAGAUAUCCUACAGAACCCACAGAUGUUCUACAGAACCCACAGAUGUUCUACAGAACCUGCAGAUGUCCUACAGAACCCGCAGAUAUCCUACAGAACCCACAGAUGUCCUACAGAACCCAUAGAUAUCCUGCAGAACCCACAGAUGUCCUACAGAACCCGCAGAUAUCCUACAGAACCCACAGAUGUCCUACAGAACCCAUAGAUAUCCUGCAGAACCCACAGAUGUCCUACAGAACCCAUUGAUAUCCUACAGAACCCACAGAUGUCCUACAGAACCCGCAGAUAUCCUACAGAACCCACAUAUGUCCUACAGAACCCACAGAUAUCCUACAGAACCCACAGAUGUCCUACAGAACCCACCGAUGUCCUACAGAACCCACCGAUGUCCUACAGAACCCGCAGAUGUCCUACAGAACCCGCAGAUGUCCUACAGAACCCACAGAUGUCCUACAGAACCCACCGAUGUCCUACAGAACCCGCAGAUGUCCUACAGAACCCACAGAUGUCCUACAGAACCCACCGAUGUCCUACAGAACCCACCGAUGUCCUACAGAACCCGCAGAUGUCCUACAGAACCCGCAGAUGUCCUACAGAACCCUUAGAUGUCCUACAGAACCCACAGAUAUCCUACAGAACCCACAGAUGUACUACAGAACCCUUAGAUGUACUACAGAACCCAUAGAUAUCCUACAGAACCCAUAGAUAUCCUACAGAACCCACAGAUGUCCUACAGAACCCAUAGAUAUCCUACAGAACCCACAGAUGUCCUACAGAACCCGCAGAUGUCCUACAGAACCCAUAGAUAUCCUACAGAACCCACAGAUAUCCUACAGAACCCACAGAUGUCCUACAGAACCCACAGAUGUCCUACAGAACCCACAGAUGUCCUACAGAACCCACAGAUGUCCUACAGAACCCAUAGAUAUCCUACUGACAUCCUGCAGUAUCUACAAACAUCCUUAAAAACGUUCAGACAAACUACGGAACGUGCCACACUCCAACAGAAAAACUACUGUUUCAACAUAAUCAGUCAAUCCUACAGAAUUGUACAGAACAUCCAGUGUUCCGUAGCUCCACAUGCAUCCGAAAGAGAAAUAGAACACGUUGCAGUCUAUCAGAACCUUCAGACAACCGACAGAACCUCCAGGAACCUACCAGAACAUCCAUACUUCCAACUGAACUUCCAACAGAACCUUUCAAUGGAACUCUCAGCAAUCCACACAAAUCUCCAGAACUGUCAUUCAACAGAACAUACCAAUAGAACCCAUCCAGAAGAUUCUACAACAUCUAACAGCACAUUCUAUUGAUUUGCUAGUUGGUUAUCUAUGAGACUCUCCUCUGCACAUCAAGCUUCAUCACACCCCUCCAAGUAUCCACUACCCUACAGAGAUUGGACUGUGUUUAUGCAGUAAGACUGGUUUCAUACUAAACAUGUAUUAUUUUGGUGGGGAACUCCUGAGUAUUAAGAAGCAAUAUAGACUUUUAGCUUGGUAUUCGUAAUUUAUUUGUAACUUUUAUUCUGUAAAAGCAUUUGUAUGUGUGUAGUAUUUCUUCAUGACUACACAACCCUGGGCAUGACCUCACUCGCCGAGGGUGUCUCAGGGGGGAGUGGGAUAUGCAAAAACACAUUUCCACUUCACACGUGUAUAAUACACACGGGUACAUGUGUGAAAUAGGACAAAUGUAAGCGCCCACCUAAUUCUUCUUCUUCUUGUUAUACAUGUCGUAGGAGGUUAAUUAUUAUAAAGUCUCCGGUCAAAAUCAAAUCCACAACCAUCAGUCCGUGGACCAUUACUUGACUUUAACAUGUAUAUACUGGAUACUGGAGAACAUGACAUACUGGGACCGGGUUAAUGUAGAGAAUAUAUACACUCUUAGUUCCAUGUAGAACCCUCUGUGUAAAGGGUUCUGCCUGGAACCAAAAAGGGUUCUGCCUGGAACCAAAAGGGUUCUAUCUGGAACCAACAUGGUUCUGCCUGGAACCAAAAGGGUUCUACCUGGAACCAAAAGGGUUCUACCUGGAACCAAAAGGGUUCUAUCUGGAACCAACAUGGUUCUGCCUGGAACCAAAAGGGUUCUACCUGGAACCAAAAUGGUUCUGCCUGGAACCAACAUGGUUCUGCCUGGAACCAAAAGGGUUCUACCUGGAACCAAAAGGGUUCUGCCUGGAACCAACAGGGUUCUACCUGGAACCAAAUAGGGGUUUUCAGGACAGCUGAAGAACCGCUUUAUGUUCUAGAUAGAACCUUUUGUUAAGAGUGUAGAGUGGGAUUUAAUACAUGCUUUACGUAACUUCGCAGUGCUUUAUUGGUUGAACUUGAGCAUUUUACAGUCAUGUGCACAUAACUUCUGCUCUGAUAAUUGCUGAAUGAUCAAUGAUUACUCUAUCUGCGUUCAUUGUGGGAUGUAUUUCAGUUAACAGUCAGUUAACAACAAAUUCUUAUUUACAAUGACGGCCUAGUGGGUUAACUGCCUUGUUCAGGGGCAGAACGACAGAUGGCCUAGUGGGUUAACUGCCUUGUUCAGGGGCAGAACGACAGAUGGCCUAGUGGGUUAACUGCCUUGUUCAGGGGCAGAACGACAGAUGGCCUAGUGGGUUAACUGCCUUGUUCAGGGGCAGAACGACAGAUGGCCUAGUGGGUUAACUGCCUUGUUCAGGGGCAGAACGACAGAUGGCCUAGUGGGUUAACUGCCUUGUUCAGGGGCAGAACGACAGAUGGCCUAGUGGGUUAACUGCCUUGUUCAGGGGCAGAACGACAGAUGGCCUAGUGGGUUAACUGCCUUGUUCAGGGGCAGAACGACAGAUGGCCUAGUGGGUUAACUGCCUUGUUCAGGGGCAGAACGACAGAUGGCCUAGUGGGUUAACUGCCUUGUUCAGGGGCAGAAUGACAGAUGGCCUAGUGGGUUAACUGCCUUGUUCAGGGACAGAACGACAGAUGGCCUAGUGGGUUAACUGCCUUGUUCAGGGACAGAACGACAGAUGGCCUAGUGGGUUAACUGCCUUGUUCAGGGGCAGAACGGUAGAUUUUUACCUUGUCAGCUCGGGGAUUCGAUCUUGCAACCUUUCGGUUACUGGCCCAACGCUCUAACCACUAGGCUACCUGUCGCCCCCGGCUACCUGUCGCCCCCGGCUACCUGUCGCCCCCGGCUACCUGUCGCCCCCGGCUACCUGUCGCCCCCGGCUACCUGUCGCCCCCGGCUACCUGUCGACCCCGGCUACCUGUCGUAAUUGUAUGAAGAGAGAAGAUAGAGACACUGCUGUAUUGUCUGACAGAGAACAAAGAGGGAUGUACAGUAUUCGAGUCAGUCAGUAGAACAGAAUAACAACUUGCUUGGUGGAAUAUUUGUCCUUAUUUCAGAAGUAUAUUUUAGAAAGAGACCAGGAUGGUAACAUCACACUGUAUAUUAUUGGCUUUUCAGUAGAAGACACCUAUUUCCAAAUGACCCUGUUGUCACCUAUCCCCAAAUGACCCCAGUGUCACCUAUCCCCAAAUGACCCUAGUGUCCCCUAUCCCCAAAUGACCCCAGUGUCCCCUAUCCCCAAAUGACCCCAGUGUCACCUAUCCCCAAAUGACCCUAGUGUCACCUAUCCCCAAAUGACCCUGUUGUCACCUAUCCCCAAAUGACCCUAGUGUCACCUAUCCCCAAAUGACCCUAGUGUCCCCUAUCCCCAAAUGACCCUAGUGUCCCCUAUCCCCAAAUGACCCUAGUGUCACCUAUCCCCAAAUGACCCUAGUGUCACCUAUCCCCAAAUGACCCUAGUGUCCCCUAUCCCCAAAUGACCCUAGUGUCCCCUAUCCCCAAAUGACCCUAGUGUCCCCUAUCCCCAAAUGACCCUAGUGUCCCCUAUCCCCAAAUGACCCUAGUGUCACCUAUCCCCAAAUGACCCUAGUGUCACCUAUCCCCAAAUGACCCUACUGUCCCCUAUCCCCAAAUGACCCUAGUGUCCCCUAUCCCCAAAUGACCCUAGAGUCCCCUAUCCCCAAAUGACCCUAGUGUCCCCUAUCCCCAAAUGACCCUAGUGUCCCCUAUCCCCAAAUGACCCUAGUGUCCCCUAUCCCCAAAUGACCCUAGUGUCCCCUAUCCCCAAAUGACCCUAGUGUCACCUAUCCCCAAAUGACACUAGUGUCCCCUAUCCCCAAAUGACACUAGUGUCCCCUAUCCCCAAAUGACCCUAGUGUCCCCUAUCCCCAAAUGACCCUAGUGUCACCUAUCCCCAAAUGACCCUAGUGUCCCCUAUCCCCAAAUGACCCCAGUGUCCCCUAUCCCCAAAUGACCCCAGUGUCACCUAUCCCCAAAUGACCCUAGUGUCACCUAUCCCCAAAUGACCCUAGUGUCACCUAUCCCCAAAUGACCCUAGUGUCCCCUAUCCCCAAAUGACCCUAGUGUCCCCUAUCCCCAAAUGACCCUAGUGUCCCCUAUCCCC
This is a messenger RNA of Salvelinus fontinalis (brook trout), 9059 nucleotides long. RefSeq names its product ephrin type-A receptor 5. Gene Ontology annotation, biological process: protein phosphorylation; axon guidance; cell surface receptor protein tyrosine kinase signaling pathway. The transcript has 17 exons. The record is from RefSeq and is a predicted model, not a curated record. The coding region runs from base 364 to 3444 and encodes 1026 amino acids. Gene Ontology annotation, cellular component: neuron projection; plasma membrane. Gene Ontology annotation, molecular function: protein binding; transmembrane-ephrin receptor activity; ATP binding. Lineage: Eukaryota; Metazoa; Chordata; Actinopteri; Salmoniformes; Salmonidae.